Molecule: messenger RNA, 3674 nt
Organism: Pleuronectes platessa (European plaice)
Lineage: Eukaryota; Metazoa; Chordata; Actinopteri; Pleuronectiformes; Pleuronectidae
Gene: ccnd1
Product: cyclin D1
Exons: 5
Coding region: 234-1112 (292 amino acids)
Biological process (GO): regulation of cyclin-dependent protein serine/threonine kinase activity; positive regulation of G1/S transition of mitotic cell cycle; mitotic cell cycle phase transition
Cellular component (GO): cyclin-dependent protein kinase holoenzyme complex; cytoplasm; nucleus
Molecular function (GO): cyclin-dependent protein serine/threonine kinase regulator activity
Source: RefSeq, a predicted model, not a curated record
UGUGCAUGUGUGUGCGCGCGCACAAUCAUGGUCGUGAGGCAAGGGUUUUUGUCCGGCGGAAGGCAGCGUUGUGUUCUUCAGAGGGCUCGCGCAAGCCGUAGGAGCAGCAGUAGCAAAAAGAACGUGAUUUAAAACAAUUUGAGUGCAGCCACCCGAUUGCUACCGCCUGUCCCUGCUUCCACACACAGACCUCUCAACAUCAUUACAUCUGCGCUGAUUAUAUAAAUCGCAGCAUGGAGGACCAGCUACUGUGCUGCGAGGUGGACUCCAUCAGGAGAGCCUACCAGGACGUCAACCUGCUCAACGAUCGGGUUCUCCAGACCAUGCUGAAGGCAGAGGAAACUUACCUACCGUCUCCAAACUACUUCAAGUGUGUUCAGAAAGAUAUUAUUCCUAAAAUGCGGAAAAUAGUUUCCACAUGGAUGUUAGAGGUCUGCGAAGAACAGAAAUGCGAGGAGGAGGUUUUCCCCCUAGCUAUGAACUAUUUGGACAGAUUUUUAUCAGUGGAGGGCACCAGGAAAACCCGACUACAGCUGCUGGGAGCCACAUGCAUGUUUCUAGCAUCUAAGAUGAAGGAGACCGUUCCCUUAACAGCAGAGAAACUCUGUAUCUACACAGACAACUCCAUUCAGCCUGGAGAACUACUGCAAAUGGAACUGCUGGUUCUCAACAAGCUGAAGUGGGAUCUGGCUUCAGUCACACCCCACGACUUCAUUGAGCACUUCCUGUCAAAGCUGAAGAUCUACCCGUCCACCAAGCAGAUCCUGAGGAAGCAUGCCCAGACCUUUGUUGCUCUCUGUGCUACAGAUGUUAACUUCAUUGCCAGUCCUCCAUCAAUGGUGGCAGCGGGAAGUGUGGUUGCAGCUGUUCAAGGUCUCUACCUGAAGAGUCAAGAUGCCUCCUUGUCCUCCCAAAACCUCACCAACUUCCUGUCGCAAGUCAUUCGCAGUGACCCGGACUGCCUACGUUCAUGUCAGGAGCAGAUAGAGUCUUUGCUAGAGUUGAGCCUGCGGCAGGCUCAGCAACAUAGCAGCACAACAGAAACCAAACUAAUGGACGACGACGUGGACCUGUCCUGCACUCCAACAGACGUCAGAGACAUAAACAUCUGAAUUAUCAACAGCUGCGUUGCACGAUGACCUGAUGAUCAUCAGUUAUGGAUAGAGGUUGUUGAAGAGACUGCUGAGGAGAGGGGUGUGCCCUAGUUUAAAUCAGCCCCUCAUGCCUCUUCAACCUGUUGGUCUACUAUCCUAUCCAACAUGUCACGCCAUCUGCUAUGACUGCCAAAAAGGGACAGAGCGCCCUCUGCAGGCCCUGCAGUAAACCCCACGUUACAUUUCCUGCUAGUGUCCCCUCCCAUCCUUGGAAAUGAACUGAACACUAGACAAGUGCCAGGAGAAAAACUAUGAAUAUUGAUGACCUGUGUGGGCUGGAAGUGAAGCCACAAAAACACACUUUUACUUGUUGUUUUAUUCUUGUUUACUAAAAUGUUAAAAUAGGAAUGAUACAAUUACAGCAGACUCAACUUGCCUACUAAAACAUCACAAAGUGUCAAGAAAGUAGGUCUUUGUAGUUUGUCUUCAGGUCUUCAUCUGAAAUCUGACAUGUACUAUAGAGAAUAGGCCUUCUUUUCAUAUCUUUGUUGUACCUAGAAUGUUUUAGACUUCCUGUUUAAGCUCGUCUUUUUUUGUCUUGUUGCCGUGUAGACAGUCAUAUACCCCUGAUUGCUUAUGUUUAGUCACUUUAUUAUAUAUCCUUUUGACACUUCUAUCAAUUAGUCUUAUACCUCUUCCAAACUUUUUUUUUUUUUAAACCAAGUCUAGUGUGAGAAGCUCUGUUUUACCACCCUGUGGACUGUGGACUGCUGAGGUUAAGGUGUGUACAAAUGGAAUUCUGUGUUCAUUUGUUGGUUCUGUGUUCAUUUGUUGGUUGCACUUAAACCAUUUCACCUCACUACAAACAAGAUCAAGUAGAUGCACACAAAAGCAGAGCAAUCCACAUCUAGUUAUAUUGUCUUUGUCUGAUUAGUUUUUAAAGCACUUUUGGUCAGCACUGCUGGCUUGUCUAAAAAGAUCACCGUGAUAAAGUUUGUGAAACAGCAUGAAAAUGGAAUGGGGCUUUGACCAGUUGUUACAAGCGUACAAAUGAUUCAUUCACAAAAAAAUGUUUAAAACAAGACUGAAUACUCCUGGACACUGAUUUACGUUUCGUACAGUCAGUGGAUCACUUAACAUGCCUUUUAAAUCUCAGGUUGGAGUUUUUGUCCAACAAAUAUUUCACACAGGCAGAGCCUCACCUGCAUUUUAAGAAAUAUCAUUGUUAGGUGAUCUUCGGUGUGCAGAGCCAAAGGCUCACAGAAGCUAAUGUAAGAGUUAAAAUAAUACUUUUCUUUUUUUUUAAAGCUUGGAUUUUCAAGUUUGCUAGCCAGGCUUCACCUACUGACAUUUAACUCAAGAGCAGCUUUGCCAUCAAUGCUUAUAAACCUAAAACUCCACUCUGCCUCUAAAUUGCCAAGGGAGCAUCUCCUCCAUUGUUCAAGCUCUGUUCAAAUACUGCACAUGGAUUCUUGGAUGCAGAUGAAGCUUAAAAGAAAGGGUGAGAGUUGAAACUAUUGAUGUGAUUUUGCACAAACCUAAUAGACAUGGGCUGCAUUUUUUGGGGACCUGCUUAAAAAGAUGAGCAAACUUGACAAGAGUACCAAGGGGUGAGACAACAAAGAGCAACAAGGAUUAUGGCUCAACAGUGAGGUGUGUCCUAACUCUGUCAAGUCAGGGUUCCUACACAGGACUUAAUUUUGAUUGUGUCAAACUGUGUAGGAACCCUGUGAAUUAGUUUUCUGAUUGUACAUUAAGGAUAGAGAAUAGGAGAGAAACACUCCCUGUAUUCUGCUGCUAUAGGAAAUAAAUUCCAGCUACAUGUUAAAAAAAAAUGUUAUGGAUUUAAAUCAAUGCUUUCUCAUGUUUGCUGCUACAUUUGUACACAUAAAUGUCAAUAUUCUGCCAUUCUAGUUUGGAAUUUUCGAAUAGAAAAAUGUGUUAUUUACAUCCUCAGCUUUUAUGUAGAUUAUAUGUGAUACAUUUUUGGUUUUUCUAAUAAUGUAAUAUGAUUCUCCAUACUAUUCCAAAAAACAAGGAAAAACUAGACAAUGUACUGAAAUGCUUUGAUCCACAAUACCUCAAGUGACAGUCAAGAUAUAUCUCUAAUUUAGGUAUUUGUAUUUGUUUAGCUCUUAUUCUAUUCUACUUGUUGGUUCAGUACCUACUUGCUCUGUUAAAUCUGUUUGAGGUGAAACAUCCAUGAAGGAAACCCACAAUGCCAUGGCAUUCUUUGAUGCUGGUGCCAUAACAGUAAAUGGGAUAUGUAUAACUCUGUUGAGUGUGAAGCUGUCUCGGUGAAAGAGACUGUAUCCCCCUUUAGGCACAUAGUUGCCUUCGUUCCUCCCCCUUUUUUAUAUUUAUGAAAGAAAAAAAAGCUUUUUGUUUCAUGUUUCAAACUUUUGGUUAAGUGAUUUGAGUAUAUAAAUAGAUUCAGUGUCUUGCUCAGUAAGCCAUAGACUUUUUUUUGUUUUGUUUUUACAAAUCAUUCCUCACAGUCGUUUACUUCAUGCCAGUUGUCUUCAGCUUGAACAGUGUGUUAUUUGCGUCGACUAUACAAUAAAACAUGUUGUAGAUGGA